AUGUCACUCUGUGUCGCGUGCAACAAGCCUCUUGUGGUCGAAAUUGAGGCCGACGAUGAGGAGCAAUGCGAGAUGGCUGGAUCGUCUUCAGGCAAAGCACCAGCAGCAGCGCCAGAAACUGUCCCAGAUGACGUGCAGCUGAGUUGCGAAUGUCAUUUCCACUGGGAUUGUCUUCUGGAAGCCUACCAUGUCACCGAGUGUCCGAGCUGUGGGAAAAACAUUGCCUCUGUGUCACUGAGUGGCGAACAACAGGUGCUCUGCAACCUCAACAACGAGGGUGGUUUGCAGGAAAACCUUGACCUUCUCCCUCUCCUCACAGAGGAGAGCUACCUGAAAGCGUACCCCGAAGACCGAAAAUGCCGCGCGUUCCUUGAAUUCUGCCGCGAGGGCGACUACAAGGCAAUCAUCGACAUGUUACAAGAUGAUGAGGUGGAUGAGGUGGAUGAGGACGAAGAUGAAGAGAUGGGCGACGAUGACCAGCCGGAUAAAGAGGUCGGUAUUGACCGAUUGUUGAGGUACCAGGACCCUAUUGGCGAGAUGCAAUCAGGACUCCACGCUGCUGUCCAGGCUCAGAGCAGGGAGGUUGCGUGGCUGCUGCUACUGCUGGCUAGUAACCUGGAUCUCAUGCAAUUUCCCCCUGAGGUCUUCCAGGAAGCAGCAGCAAUGGGCAUCAUGAGAGGACUCACAGAAGACAAGGUAGAUAUUAGGAGUCUGAAGGACGCGAACGGCAAGUUUGCGGAAGACUACGCGAAUGAGAUCGGUGGUGUUUGGAACGGGUGGACGGGAAACGGAAGGCUGUCGAUAUGA
This is a messenger RNA of Ascochyta rabiei, 807 nucleotides long. RefSeq lists its product as uncharacterized. The record is from RefSeq and is a predicted model, not a curated record. Lineage: Eukaryota; Fungi; Ascomycota; Dothideomycetes; Pleosporales; Didymellaceae. Bases 1 to 807 code for a protein of 268 amino acids. The transcript is spliced from 2 exons.